This is a messenger RNA of Puccinia graminis f. sp. tritici CRL 75-36-700-3, 2920 nucleotides long. RefSeq lists its product as uncharacterized. The record is from RefSeq and is a predicted model, not a curated record. Lineage: Eukaryota; Fungi; Basidiomycota; Pucciniomycetes; Pucciniales; Pucciniaceae. The transcript has 5 exons. The coding region runs from base 1 to 2574 and encodes 857 amino acids.
AUGCAAUCCAGCACCAACGACUUCACUCCCAAACAGUCCACCAUCCCUGAGCAUAAGAGAAUUCUAGAUAUCUGUGACGUUAUUCAAAAGCACGGUCUCACUCCCAAGAAGUUCCUUCUUGCAUUCCUCCAAAAUCCUCAUGGAGAUGUGGCAGAUCGACGACGAUUAUGGCCUGUCACAGGAUUAGAUUCAACUGUGGAACUUCUCAAGGAGAUUAUUUUGGUUGUCAAAAAGAAACCGAAAGGGAGGGAGUUGUGGGAAGCCUUCCUUGAAGAUGAAGCAGUGAACAUGAUUGCAAGCCAGAAACCUCCGCGAGGCAAUCAGCCGCACGGCUUUUAUCAAAGUAGCAUGACAGUAUCCGCACAAUUCUUUUCAGAGGACGUGAAGAAGGCCGACAACGAACGUUUGGCAAAUUCUACCCCAUUCCUUUUCAAUCUGCUUUAUCGCGCACUGCAGCUGACGAUCCCUGACGAAAACGAGGUUGAAAUCGUCGACUCAGAAGAUCACAUGACGAACGAGGAGCACGAGGAAGCGGAAGGCCUUGCUUUGGAAGAGAUUGGAUACGCAAGGAUUUCCGACGCGCAAGAGCGCAGGCAACACAGGCUACACAGUAUAGCAAUGGUUGCGUGUCGAAUGAUAGCCUAUGCACGGAACCGCCGAAACAACGGUUUACAACUCCGAAAUGGUGUUCAAUUUCUUGCGUGCGGAGUGACCGAACGAGUGAAUGAAUACCUCAUGUAUCACGGAUUGAGCUGUGGCCGGAGAACGGCGGUCUCUGCGCUGAAGACACUUGCGAAAGAGGCCCAGGCGAAUUUGCGCAGGUCUUUUUCAAAGACACUUUCACAGCUGGUCUCACCGUUCAUUACUAUUGACAACUUGGACAUGGUCCAGCGAGUCCAUGCUCAAUCCGUAGGACAUCAAACUCACACAUUUCACGGCACGUGGGGAUAUAUUCAGCUACCUUCACCUGAACUACUGCAGACACUCGAUCCAUGUAAAAUCACUCUUGAUGCUUUCAACGAUGCUCUGCGCAAGGUCCCCGAUUUCCAAAUUGAACCGUUCAUGUUCAUGCCAACUGCCGAAUCAGAAACUAGCUACAAAGCAGUCUGGAAAAGCCAGAUAGCCCGUGUCCUGAACGAAUACCUUGCCCUUCCUGAGGAUCGAUCGCAGGCAAUUCCGAUGGACCCGCCACCACUCGAGAAGAUCUCCUCCACUGUUCCAAAUAUCCAGAUGCUGAAGUUGAUGGAUGCCCCAGAAAACAGCUCCGAGGGCAUUGGGAAGGUCCUCGCAGGCAUCACCGAUCAAACUGGAUUAACACCUGAGGAGUUUCACUCCCGCUUGCAGAUGAUGGAUGGUGAUUUGGCUACCUGUCGCAAUUUCAAUAGUUUGUGUACUUCUCGUCAUCCGAGUCCGUACCCUCAGCACAACCUCCACAAUAUCUCAAUUCAACUAGGUGCUUCCCACACUUUGUGGAAUAUAGCGACUCAAAUAUUCAAGACCCACUUUGGUGAUACUAAGAAUUGCCUGGAUACAGGCGCGUGGAGAUGUUUGGAAAGUCUGGGGGUUCCAGCAGCAAAAGCAUUUCCGAAGAAAGAUUACACCCUCAUGAUUAAUCAUAUGGAGCAGGUGCAUGAGGCAACCAUCCUCUAUGGGUUAAAAACUAUCAUGAAGACUGAGGAAACACCAGUUACCAACGAUCCCCUGCCAAAAAUCCCAACCAAGAGGUGGAACGAGAUUAUCGAACAAUUCUACGUUGAGUUUUGCACUGGUGAAGCGCGUGAGCAAGCAGCAAAACGAGAAUCACCAAAGUUGAACAAUGUGCUGCUUCGACUGCAUGAAUUCUCAACUGUUGUGGAAGCAAACCGAGCAAUGAGGGCCGGCGAUAUUGGACGGCUGCUGAAUGUAUGGAAGAUGUGGGCAGUGAUGUCCCAGGGAUUGCGCGGCCUGACGAACUACUCGGCUUACCUCCCCCGGUUGGUACUGUUACUCACAGAAAUCCUCCCCCCAGAUUUGGCCAAGCUUUUUCGCCACUCUUUGCUGUUCUCACCGAGUGGAAGAGAAGGCCACUUUGUAUCCAAGGAUUCUUAUCUUGAAAUGCAAAAUUACUGGUUGAAGUUUUUGUUCAACCAAACUGGAGUUGGGACUAAUAUCAAUCGAUUGAAGAACUUGUUCUCCAUGAACAUCCUCUUACUGCGAUCAAUGAUGAAUUCUAUCCGAGUUGACAGUGGUUCUUCCGUCUUCACACAGAGCCACAAGAACAUCAUGACCUCAAAGUCUUUGAAUGUUUUUAUGCAGAUGGCAGUCAACUUUGACAUUCUCGACAAAAAUGUCAAAAAACAAGACACACGGAAAGCACCCGGAAAGAAAGAGAAAAUGAAGAAGACCAACGAUUCGUUUGUUCGUGGGUUCUACAAGUUGCAAGAAGAAAUUGAGUCAGAUCCUCAACUCAGUCGGUUUAAACUUCAUAUGAAAACUGAUCACAUCAUUGAAGGAGACAGUGACCAAGAAUCCGAUACAGACAAAAACAACCAGGAGCCCCAAAAUGAAAAUCAAGAGAUGACCUACGAGCUAUAACUCCUAUUGUCCAACCGCGAACUCAAGUUGUUUUUGAGCCUAAUCUGUAACCUUCUUUCACCUCGUUCAUGAUCCUCUGUCGGGUAGCUCGAAUCCGAUCUUGGGCCUCCUUUUCCUCUUUUUCUCCUUCAGUUCCCUUUGCUCAGCCGCCUUCUCCUGUCUCUCUCUCAAUACUUCAGGUGUUACUGCGUUUUUCCGAGUUUUUUUUUGCGUUGGUAAGGUCUCAACCACCAAAUUUGCCUCUUCCGGUGCAUUCCCUUCAGGGGCACUAACAGUUUCAGUAGUACUAGUCUUGGCCCCAGCUGUGUGCUCGUCGAUAGUCUUCAUCAAAACGGAAAGCUGCCCC